UCCAACCUCUAGUCCCGCGUGCACAGAGUGAUAGAGAGGGUGAACACAAACAGACGAACAGCACCGACCCUUUGCGAACAAUGUGACAGCAAAUUAUCUCCUUUAUUUCAAUUAUAGAACCACGUCGCCAAACUUUGGCACAUCUUUUUUUUUUUUGCCUCUGGUAUUAAAGAAGCCAUGGAGCCGAUAACGAAGUGGACGCCAAAGCAAGUUGUCGACUGGAUGAAAGGUCUAGAUGACAGCCUGCAGCAGUAUGUGAGCAACUUUGAGCGGGAGAAGAUCAGUGGGGAGCAGCUACUGAAGAUCACACAUCAGGACCUGGAGGAGCUUGGCGUGGCCAGGAUUGGACACCAGGAACUGGUGCUGGAGGCUGUCGAUCUACUCUGCGCUCUGAACUAUGGAGUAGAGACCGACAACUUGAAGAAUCUGGUUGUGAGGAUGAGAGCUGCCACCAACAGUCUACACAUGGCCACGUCUGACCGCAGGAAAAGCCCCGCGUAUGAUGGCAGCACCUCACGCAAGCCACCCAAUGACUUCCUUACCUCUGUGGUGGAGCUGAUUGGUGCUGCAAAGAGCCUCCUGGCUUGGCUCGACAGGACGCCUCUGACAGGGAUCAGUGACUUCACAGCCACCAAGAACAAGAUCAUUCAGCUGUGCCUGGAGCUCACCACCACAGUUCAACAGGACUGCAGUGUUUACGAGAUGGAAGAGAAGAUCCUGGAAGUUUCUAAGAUUUUGAACAGCAUCUGUGAUCAGACUGUGAGAACCACCUCUGACCCCCUGAUGAGCCAGUCGGCCUGCUUGGAAGAAGUCCAACUGACCAAUAUCAAGCCAGGAGAGGGUCUGGGGAUGUAUAUAAAGUCUACCUACGAUGGGUUACAUGUCAUCACAGGAACCACAGAGCAUUCACCUGCAGACCUGACCAGGAAGAUCCAUGCUGGUGAUGAGGUGAUCCAAGUUAACCAGCAGACAGUGGUCGGCUGGCAGCUGAAAAACCUGGUUGUCAAACUGAGGGAGGACCCCAAAGGUGUAGUUCUACUCCUUAAGAAGAGGCCCACGGGCACCACAGGUUUCACCCCCGCCCCACUCAAAAACAUGCGCUGGAAGCCCCCAGUACCGCAGAACAAUUCCUUGAUCAGAGCACAGUCUCCCUGUGGCUCAGCUAACGGAUCAACCAAAAAGGAGAAGCCUGCCAUCCUGGACUUGUACAUCCCCCCUCCUCCUCCAAUGCCAUACACCCCACGAGAGGCGAGAACAGAAACCUUCUCCAGCAUUAGUAAAAGACCAAAGGGCUCCGAGUCACCCAACUCCUAUCUGGACCAGGAGACCAGAAGACGCUGCACCAUCGCGGAUUAUGACAAGCUAAGCGUUGGCUGCCCCAUCGAGGCCAACGUGAUACAGCCCAGAAUGAGGGAGCACAAGCCCUCGCGUGGGAAGCCUCGGCCCCUCUCCAUGCCAGCGGACACCAGUGUUGGAGUGGUAGAUCCCUACGCUAAGCCGUGGACACAAGGAAGGAAAGGUGAAGACCUCCUGUACAGAUACCUGAGCAAUGAGAGGAUCCCCACCAUUGCAGAGGAGGUCCCCUCAGUGUCUCCGCCCUACAGGCCCGCGGGGGAACGUCACCUGGUCAGGGUGGACCACAUCAGGGGCAGCCGCUACUACUCCAACUCAGACCUCCACAACAGCGCCACCAUCCCGUACCAGGAGGACACGAGAAAGGCACCCGUAGCCCCCGUCUCCAAACGCACAACGGCAGAACGCUCACUACUGGUCAGUUGGAUCACGCGGCUUAAGCUAUUGACUCACUGAUGAUGCGCUUCCUGUCCGGGGCUUCCUGUUCCUGUCUUGUCCUUCCUCAGUGCCUUUUGAUAUUUAACGUCCAGCUGCUUUUUUUUGGCAGCUUCGGGCUUUCUCACACUCCUCCUCUCCCCAACCUCCAUAUUUCCCUGGUGUUACUACUACUACCAACUACUACUCCUCAACCAAACUUGCUUUUGUAGUACUCACUACAUUACAUCAUCACCCCUUUAACACCGCCCACAACCCUCUUCGUCUCUGACUACAAGUCCCAUCUCUGCCUCAAGAAGAUACAGUUUGUUCAGGUUUAGGACACUUUGGCCUUGUGUACUGUCUAUGGACUCCUCUGUACAUAUUACGUUAUGUCAUGUUUCAGUUGGAAUGCUAAUUAUUUAAUACUUCAGAAAACAUGCCUGAUAUCAUUUCAGCUAUUUGCUUAUUUUAAUUUUAUUUGCAUAAAUAAGUUAUAAAUAAAACUAAGUGAAACAAACGGCAUAUUUUGUUAGUGAAACUGUGCUUUAACUAUAAAUGUUCUUUUCUUUUUCAAAUUACACUUUUGUGAUCAGUUAGUUCCAUUACCCUCUGCCACUGGUUGCCUCUUGUAAGCUAUGCAUAUAAUUCAAAAAGAUUUUUAUGGUCACUUUAGUUGACGAUGCUGCAUUGGUUGGUAAAAGGGUGUUUAUAUCUUGUCACUAGCAAAUAUUUGUGCUGGUUUUAAAGCUAUGCACUCCAUUCAGUAAACUUUUAUAUCCUGUGUUUCAGUUUACUCUGCAAUCCCCCUCUUAAAGGGCCUAUACAUACAGCUGGUUGACAGUAAUAAAUGGGCUUUUCAAGCCAGUGUUUUGAACCAAUCUUUAAGGACACACAGGUCAUAAGUCUUCUAUUAGCUCAUGCUGUGGAAAGACCACACAGACAGAAUGACAGUAUUAUUUAAGAAAUACAGGGAAGAAGUGUCUAUUGUUGCUUUAUCUGCCUUUUGUAAGUUUUGAAUAGCGUUUUAUUAAAAACUGCAGUUCAUGUCAGUGA
Molecule: messenger RNA, 2823 nt
Organism: Dicentrarchus labrax (European seabass)
Lineage: Eukaryota; Metazoa; Chordata; Actinopteri; Moronidae
Product: connector enhancer of kinase suppressor of ras 3
Exons: 13
Coding region: 178-1809 (543 amino acids)
Biological process (GO): regulation of signal transduction
Cellular component (GO): membrane; cytoplasm
Molecular function (GO): protein binding
Source: RefSeq, a predicted model, not a curated record